Molecule: messenger RNA, 2409 nt
Organism: Pneumocystis jirovecii RU7
Lineage: Eukaryota; Fungi; Ascomycota; Pneumocystomycetes; Pneumocystales; Pneumocystaceae
Exons: 3
Coding region: 1-2409 (802 amino acids)
Molecular function (GO): protein binding
Source: RefSeq, a predicted model, not a curated record
AUGGACAUACCAGAUGAGAAUUUAACUCCUAAGAAGAAAGAAGAUGAUAAGAUUAGUAGUACUAUUCUAGAUUUAAGUGACAAUGUGAUUUAUUUUGGAACACCUACAUCAGCAGAAAAACGAUUGCACACAAUGGAAACCCCACCACGACAUGUUUCAUCAAGGAGAAAGACAGUUCUCCUUCCUUCUAAAACAGUGCUUUUUUCAGCAGAGAAUUUAAGUCUACAAGAAAAUUCUAAAGAAAAAAAGAAAAGUCGACGGCAGAGUUAUUUAUAUGCAACAAAAAGUUCUGUUAUGUUGGAACAGCAACGACGUAUGGAGAUUCAAGAUGACGAAGAUGUUGCAUUGUAUUCUUCGAAUCCGUUUGAAGAAAAUACAUUGUUUAUGGAAGCACCGGGUAGUGUUGAACGGAAGAUUAAAAAAAGAAAAAGUGAUAUAGGGAGACUGGCCCCAGUACUUUCGUCAUGUCAAAAACGGAGGAAAGAAGUUCGGAGGUUUUCUAUUCUUGAUACAAUAGCUCAUCAUCCAACAUCAAUUGUUUCUCGAAGAAAAUCUGCAUCAUUAUUAUCACAAAAACAAAAUAAAAUAUUGAAUUAUGUUUUUGAAAAAGAAGUUGAUCAUUCUCAAAUACAGAUGUCUUUUUGUACUAAAAUGCAAGCUUAUAUACGAGGUUAUUUAACACGAAGGUCAAUAGCUCUUCAAAAUCAAGCAGCAAAAGUUAUUCAGUUUAAAUAUCUUACUAUUCUUGCCAGAAGAAACUUUUGUAAACAAAGGAGAUCCGCUAUAAUUAUUCAAGCUGCAUGGCGUAGUUGGGUUGUACGAAUGCGUUAUUUAGAAAUUGUAGAAGCAUGUAUUUCUAUUCAGAAGUGGUGGAGACAACUAUCUCAACAAAAGAGAACAAAGCAAAAAGAUGCGUGUAUAAGUUUACAAGAAAAACAAAUUACAAGAGAUGUAUCAAACAAUUCUAGUCUUCAAGGAUUUCUAAAAAAAUGGGAAUCUAAAAAAGCUCUGGCAGCUGCUACAAAGGAUAAAAAUAUAAAAAGAGAUUCCUUGUUAGAUAAAUGUAACAUUAAAUUGACAACAGAAAUCGAAGAAAAUCAAGCGUUUCAUUUAAUUGAAGAAUUGUCAUCACAAAAAACGAACAUACCUAUAAUAUCAGACGAAUCACCAAAAUUAUCUAGAAAAGUAUCAAAACCAAAAACAUUAUUAUCUGAAUCUAAACCCACAUCAUCUAUGACUAUAAUGUUGAAACAAUCUAUUUCCUUAUCUACUGCUAGAAUAUUGUCUAACCCUACAAAAUCACUUUCUGGUAAUACACAUAAUUAUCAUACAUUUCAGAAUCCUUCAAAAUUACCAAAAUCGCGUCUUACAGCACCUGCAUUUGCUUCAAGAACUAUGGUAUUAAGCGAUAUCUCACCAAAUUCACUGAGAAAUGAUAUAAAUGAAAUAUCACAUACACCUACAAAAAAUGUAAAAGUUGAUGGUAUUUCAACAGGUGCUUUAAGAGUUUCUACACCAAGUCCAAAAAAAGGGGCUUGUCUUGGAUCACCUAAAAAAACAAUAAAAAAGACGACUGUUUCUAGGAAAACUGCUUUACUAACUUCUCAAAAUAUAAAAUUAUUGCAUUCUUCACAAAUAAUAUCUGAAAACACUCCUAAAAAAAAUACCAAUUCUUUUACAAAUAACGGACUUGGUUCACCUUCAAGACAAAAAAUUGCUAAUCAAACAGAAUUUUUUACUUUUAGAAAUUUAGAAACUAAUAAUGAAGAACGAGGUUUAUAUAGUCGACCUAGAACAAUAGAGUCGAAAACAUUAUUUACGCCUAUUCUGCAAUCUCAUGUACCAGCAACAAAACAUAAUGCUGUUUCUCAGAAUUUGUAUACUCCAUAUCGAUCUUUAAAUUAUUUAACUCUAGGGGAAAUAACCAAAAUGACGAGACAAAACACAUACCAAAAUAGGAUAUAUAGAUGUGAUUUUGAUAGAAUUAUUGUAAGAAAAAAUCAAUUACGCCCGCCAUCACCAACUGCAAAAUCACAAUCUAAACUUGCAGCUGAAGCACGUCUCAGACGGAAAAAAUUACAAAAAGAAAAAACACAUGAUUAUACUCUUGGUCCCGGAGAUGAUGAUAAUUGGAUUCCACGGGAACUUACGCCUUUAAAAAAAGGUGUAAGGUGGGAUAAACUCCUAGAGUCUGAAUUUGGACAGUCUAAAUCUAAUCAUACAUUGGAAAAAUCUAAUUCAAAGAAAACAAAAACUCAAAAAGGAUGUUUAUCUAAAAAAACACAAAUGAUCCGACUAGAUGAUCUUGGAAAUGUAUUGGAUGCACGUGAACCAUUAACGCCUAUUAUAGGCAAAGCAGAAAAAGUUAUUGUACAAAAGUUUCUUUAUAAAGGAGAGGAAGAUGAAUGA